AGCGUCUGUAAUAAACGAAUAUUCUUAGAUUUGUAUUAAACAUUUUCUUGCUUGUUCCUCUCACAACGACGAGGUAGACGUUCGCAGAGAUACGUCAAAAUAUAGAAGUAGACAACAGUUUUGCUUGGUGACUACACGACCAACUGCAAGAAUGAUUCCGCUUCCUCCCGCACGAAACUCGCAGCCUUCCUCAGGCGGGCGCGUUCAGGGGACUUCCAUGAACGCAACGGGAGAACCCAGCGCUAAUCAGGAUAGUAAAAAUGCACAAGAAAAAGUGGCAGUGCCAGGUGGAGCUGCAACUCUUUCGUCACAAGACCUGCAGCCGUCCCCUACCGUGAAUCAUUAUCUUCAG
Molecule: messenger RNA, 352 nt
Organism: Amoebophrya sp. A25
Lineage: Eukaryota; Dinophyceae; Syndiniales; Amoebophryaceae
Source: the annotation of a GenBank genome assembly